Pocillopora verrucosa is the source of this 3324-nucleotide messenger RNA. Lineage: Eukaryota; Metazoa; Cnidaria; Anthozoa; Scleractinia; Pocilloporidae. The record is from RefSeq and is a predicted model, not a curated record.
CUGUGAAGCAACGGCUUGGCUUUGUGGAGAGUUUGUAGUAUGUUGUUUUGAUCUUUAAUCCACCUCUUCUCUAAGACAUUAAGCCUUAAGGUCUUCUAAUGACGAUGUUUGCCUUAAAUUUUUCGUGAAAAGAUGAUGACAGGAGAUGGACGCAAGUCUCCUGUCCACGUCCAUGUGGACAGAGAGACUCCCGUACAUGUACACCUCAAGAAGAAGAAAAAAGGAAAACCUGGGGUCCCAACAGCAGUUGAGCAAAGGCUGCGAACGAAAAGACAAAGUGGUUUGACAAGAUCUACUGGUCAGAGAAAAGCCAUCAAAUCAUCUUCUCCACCUUUUGUGCCUCCUCCAGGGAAGACGUCAAAGAGAACAUUUGCAUGGGAGGGUCCUUCACAUCGCUUAGAAGUCAGCCCUCCCCAUGGAGGUGGAACACUGAGAAUGGAGGAUCUUUCUACUUCUGAGGAAGAUGAGGUACAUGGAAAGAUAAGAUCGUACGAGAAAAAGAUUGGCAGUUUGAUGUCAGAAGUUGGAAGUCUGAAAACUGAGAGAGAAAUGCAAAGAGCCAGACAAGCUGUAGAGAAGAAAGAUGAACAACUUGAUGCCUCCAGAAGAAUUCUUGAAGCACAGGAAGAUGAGCUCUUUGGUUAUAAGCAAGAGCUAAAAGCGACUGUGAAGGAAAAUGAAGCUCUGCGUCAUUCAAUAGAAAAAUGGAAGGAAGAUGCUAAUGUGACAAGGUCAGAAGUGGGAAAGUUAGCUGGAGAAAGAGCAGCUGUGUUGAAGAAACUAGUAGAAGUGGAAAUGGAUGGAAAAGCCGCUGGAGAACAGCUAAUUAAACUUAGAGACACUAUCAGGAAGCUGAAGGAGGACAAACGAAUGUCUGCUGCGGACACGACGUUACUGACCAGACAAAGAGAGAUGUUGUUACAAAAGUUGGACGAGUUUGAAAGGACUAAUAAAGCAUUGCGGAGGCUGCUUAGAGAACAACAAGCCACAGAGGAAGAACACGAUCACCUAAGAAAACAACAGGAAGUUUUGCUGAAGAGACUCACACAGUCCGACACAACGAACGAGCGUUUACAAGUCGAGUUAACAGAAAGAGACAGACAGAUAGAAACUUUAUUAGCCCAAGUUGAAGCCGAUAAGGACCAAGCGGUCGCAUUUGAAGAAUUAAAAAAGACCAUGGAAACAACGCGGGCUCAUCUUCAAAACCAGUUGCGCUCCAAGGAGAUGGAGUGUGGUCGACUGUCAGUGCAGAUAAGAAGCCUUGAGGAUCAGUAUGAACAAGGACGAAUCGAAUUAGAACACAUGCAAGGAUUGAUCGCCGCGCACAGGGACAAGAAUAGCAGAGAAAAAGAAGCUCUCAAAAAGGCGGCAAGAAUACAAAAAGAUCGCGUCAGUGAGAGGGACAAGGAUUUGGAAGUCCUACAGGAAAAGCUUGCCGAAAAAGAUCUCGUGCUGAGUGAAACAAAGAGAGCUGAAGCAAGUUUAAAAGAGGAAAAAAGCGACGCCGAGAUUGAAAUAAAAACUCUAAAAAAUCGGUUGAAAGAGAUGCACGAGUUAGUGGAUACCACAGAAAAGGCAGCCCAGAGUAACAGCGACAGUCUCACCACUAAACUGAGCACUAGAACUCAGGAAGUGAACACCCUUAGAUUGGAGAACGAACAACUCAAGGCCGACAUCGCUGCAUUAGAGGAACGCCUCCACGAGGAAGAACAAAGGGCCGCUAACAAGAUUGACAAAUAUCGGAGAGAAGCCGAAGACUCGAAGAACAGAUUGUAUGAAUACGAGGCUGAAGCACAGAAAAUGCAUCAGGAGAGUGCGCUGGAAAAUGAGAAGGUUAAAAUUAAAAUGCAGAAGAGGCUUUCUGAGCUGGAACCACUCGCGGACCUACUUAAGUCCUCAGACGCCCGUUUGCAGGAUUCUCAAGAGAGGAUUUUGGCUUACGAAAGGAGAUCGAACGAACACGCAAAACUCAUAUCUGAACUGACACAGAAGGUGGAAACGCAAACAGAUCAAUUAGAACAUCUGCGCGAGAAAUUGAGGAUGGCGCAGGAUGAGACAAGAAGCAUGCAAGCCAAGCACGAAGUCUUAGAAAGGAAAUUAGCCGAUUCUGAUCAACAAAACAGAGAACUUAUCGGAGUCAUCAGCAAAAAAGAGGAAUCUUUGUAUCAGUCACAGCAAAGACAAGAGGACCUCCGAGCGGAAAAUAUUCGACUAAACCAGCAACUGGAGUCGUCUGUUCUAGACGCCAGAAGACAGGUGGAUAGUCAAAAGGAGAAGGCUCUUGUCAAGGAGCGUGCUGCGCAUGCACGUAUCUCAGAUUUGGAAGCUCAGCUGAGCCGAGCGACCGUGUCCAUGGCAGAGCUUAAGAGAAGUAAAGAUGAGACUGAGAGGCGUUACAACUCCAAACUGUUUGACAUGAGGGACCGGCUUGAACAAGCCAACAGCACAACACGGAGUAUGCAGAAUUACGUCUCCUUCCUAAAAUCAUCAUACUCUAAUGUAUUUGAUGAACUUGAAUCGCCAAGAUGACCUACAUAUCGUUAGCUACCUUAAAAUGUUUCCUUAGUAAGACUUACUUUUAAUCAAAAAUAAUUUUUUUAAACGUCAAAACACACCUAACGCUUUUUACUCGCCUUCCUAAAAUUCGUUUUGUUAUCUGUAUAUAUUGCUGAUUACGCCUGGAAAACAUCUAAACUAACUUUUUGUCUCUAAAUUCAGCAUUUUAACUUGGUCAUUUCUAUUUACAUUUUAGUAAAUAUUUAUUAUGACUUUUAUACACACCCAAACAUCCGCUAUAUAAGAACGGAUGUAAACAUUUUAUAUUGUUAUGCAUUUGUAUAAAAGUUGUCUCGUCGUGAAAGGUCUAGGGCAAGAAAUAUGUAUCUUUUAUUUUGAUCCAUUUUUGUUAUUCAAACAAGCCUAUGUUUUAAAUAUUCUUCUUGUCGAUAUUAAAGGGGGUUUUUAUUACUGAAUGUUCCUACACUUCAUGUCCCAUAUGAAAGACACAAUACUGACAACCCUUGCGUUUACAUUACGCCGGAUUUUUUUAGAAACGUAGCGUUAUUUCAAUGGUUAUGCCUACGUACUGUACACGCUAAUUCGAAUGAACUCUCCCCUGAAACAAGACUUUUCGAUAACGCUUUUCAAAGUGAAUGAAUUUAAAACGCGGGCUUUAGACAUAACAAAGUCGUGGAAAAUAAAACUUUUCGAAAAAGCUGACGCACCUGCUAUCUUGUCUUUUUUUAUUUUUUUUCGGCGUAAUGCACACGCUUCAGGGUACAUUUAAGCGUUCCUAUCACCAGUAAUCGUAGUGUGAACACACAG